Colius striatus (speckled mousebird) is the source of this 7569-nucleotide messenger RNA. RefSeq names its product zinc finger CCCH-type containing 7B (gene ZC3H7B). The transcript has 23 exons. Gene Ontology annotation, biological process: miRNA processing. The record is from RefSeq and is a predicted model, not a curated record. Gene Ontology annotation, molecular function: protein binding; metal ion binding; miRNA binding. The coding region runs from base 562 to 3651 and encodes 1029 amino acids. Lineage: Eukaryota; Metazoa; Chordata; Aves; Coliiformes; Coliidae.
GUCUCGUAAUUCAGCUCAUUGCCACGCUUCACAGGCAUGCAAUCACUCUGCAGAGGCAGCUUUCCUUUCUUACGGAGUAUAUUUUAUAAACCAAAGCAAAGACAACCAAAAAGAAGAGAAAUGUUGCAUUAAAAUAAGAACGGAGCCACGACUGCCUAAGCGCUUUUUUUCCUUGGGUUUUUUUAAAGCCUAUUUCACCUUAAAGAAUCUGAAAACCAGCCACAAGGGAAAAAGAUCUGUGAAUUUUUGUAGUGGAAAGCGGUAGCCUCUAGGGCCCAGAGGAUAUGCAGGGAGGCAUUUUCUCUUGCUGGUGCGGCUGAGAGCGAGCGAGCGAGCGAGCGAGACCUGGAAAUGAAAGUAAAGAGAUCAGGAGGCACAUGGAGGGAGCUGCAGGGGCAGCCGAUCCAGAAGCAGAAUGCUGCCUUCUAUAAUUAAAUAGCACUUACUAUUAUUAUUACUUCUAGUAAUAAUACAUUAAUAAUAUCUCUAGUAAUACAAUACCAUUUAUCAAGGAAAGUUUAUACGUAGUGUGGGGGGGAAAACCCGAGGAGAGCAACUAUAAUGGAGAGACAGAAGAGAAAACAAGAAAUAGAGAAAGGACUUCAGUUCAUUCAGUCCACAUUACCCCUAAGCCAAGAAGAUUAUGAGGCCUUUUUGCAGAAGCUGGUGAGAAACCUGUUUGCAGAGGGCAAUGAUUUGUUUCGAGAGAAGGAUUUCAAGCUUUCGCUGGUGCAGUAUGUAGAAGGACUGAACGUGGCAGAUUACGCAGCCUCCGAUGAGGUGACCAUCCCAAAGGAGCUCCUGUGCAAGCUACAUGUCAACCGAGCUGCCUGCUACUUUGCCAUGGGGUUGUAUGAGAAAGCACUGGAAGACAGCGAGAAGGCUUUAAGUCUUGACAAGGAGAACAUCCGAGCGCUCUUCCGGAAAGCCCGCUCCUUAAAUGAACUCGGAAGACACAAAGAAGCAUAUGAGUGCAAUAGCCGGUGCUUGCUCUCCCUCCCACAUGAUGAAAGCGUAACACAACUGGGUCAGGAGCUUGCCCAGAAGCUGGGACUGAGGGUUCGAAAAGCAUACAAAAGACCUCAGCAGGAAUUGGAAACCUUCUCGCUACUCAGUAACGGCACAUCGGUCAGUUUGUCAAACCAGACCACUUCCAAUGGACUGGGUUCAAUAGAUGACAUUGAAACAGACUGCUCUAUGGACCUGCAGUGCCUCCCGGCUCCUGUGGCCACCUCCAUCCCCGUGAGUGAGGGCCUGGCCCCUUUGCCUUCCGACUCAGAUGCGAAGGGCUUGCCUACCUCGCUCCCUGCUGCCAGCUUGCUCCCGUCUCCAGACUGCGUGUCCCUGCCAGCACCUGAGAGCGUGGAGGACUUCACAGAUGGGGACAUCAUUGGGGAAGAACUGGAUUCCCUCCUGGACUCCCUUGCUGAAGGGUCACCAUACCCUCUAUCUCUGGUCCAGGGCACCAUUCCUACCAAUCUGCCGACGGAGAUGCCCCAGCUGAUCCCGGUGUUUCCAGGGGGAACUCCGCUGCUGCCCCCAGUCGUGACAGCCAGCAUCCCCGUCUCCACCCCGCUGCCACCUGCCUCCUUCGGCCUGGUGAUGGAUCCCACCAAGCAGCUCUCCUCCUCCUCUGUCCUGGAUGCCUUUGAGGCCCCGCCAGGAGGAAGUGGCGGCUCCACCUUGGAUUCCCUGGAUUCCCUGGAUCUGCUUCCAUACACAGACUCCCGGCUCGAUACCCUGGACUCCUUUGGGACAAGCAGAGGGUCGCUGGAUGCCUUGGAUUCCUUUGCCAUUGAAGAAACUAGCCCUCAGGAACUGCGACACCCACCUGGCAGCCAAAAGCCAUCCCCCGUGGUGAGUGAGCCGCUCCCCCGUGCUGAUGUCCCAAGGUGCUCUGGAGCCAAGGUAGUGGGCCUUGGAGGAGUGAAUCACCCAACUGUGCCCAAGGGCACUGAGCACCUCGUGUCCCAGCCGGAACCAGUGAUGCCCAACACAGCCCUGCUGGUGAAGAACCCCCUGGCAUCUACUCACGUCUUCAAACAAGCCUGUCAUAUCUGCUACCCCAAAACAGGGCCCAAGGCUGGUGAUUACACCUAUCGGGAAGGCCUGGAACACAAGUGCAAGCGGGACAUCCUACUGGGCAGGCUGAAGAACUCCGAAGACAAGACCUGGAAGAGGAUCCGUCCUCGCCCAACCAAAACCAACUUUGUAGGAUCCUAUUACCUGUGCAAAGAUAUGCUUAACAAGCAGGACUGUAAGUACGGGGAUAACUGCACCUUCGCGUACCACCAGGAAGAGAUCGACGUGUGGACGGAGGAGAGGAAGGGGACCCUCAACCGUGACCUCCUCUUUGACCCGCUAGGUGGGAUCAAGCAGAGCAGCCUCACCAUUGCCAAGCUCCUCAAGGAACAUCAGGGCAUCUUCACCUUCCUCUGUGAGAUUUGCUUUGACAGCAAACCCCGGAUUAUCAGCAAAGGGACCAAGGACACACCAUCUGUCUGCUCCAACCUUUCUGCCAAACACAGUUUCCAUGACAACAAGUGUCUGGUCCACAUUGUGCGUUCCACCUCGCUGAAGUACUCCAAGAUCCGUCAGUUCCAGGAGCACUUCCAGUUCGACGUGUGCCGCCACGAGGUGCGCUACGGCUGCCUGCGCGAGGACAGCUGCCACUUCGCACACAGCUUCAUCGAGCUCAAGGUCUGGCUGCUCCAGCAGUAUUCAGGAAUGACCCACGAAGAUAUCGUGCAGGAAUCUAAGAAGUACUGGCAGCAGAUGGAGGCACAUGCCAGCAAACCAGCCAACAGCAUGGCUUCUCCCCGGGCUCCCACGUCAAGCGCCUUUGAUCUCCAGAUGAAAUUCGUGUGUGGCCAGUGCUGGAGGAACGGGCAGCUGGUGGAGCCAGACAAAGACCUCAAGUAUUGUAGUGCCAAAGCCCGACACUGUUGGACAAAGGAACGUCGUGUCCUGCUGGUGAUGUCCAAAGCAAAGAAGAAGUGGGUGUCUGUCCGACCACUGCCUUCCAUUCGCAACUUCCCACAGCAAUAUGACCUGUGUAUCCAUGCACAAAAUGGCAGGAAAUGCCAGUACGUGGGCAACUGCUCCUUCGCCCACAGCCCUGAGGAGAGAGACAUGUGGACCUUCAUGAAGGAAAACAAAAUACUAGAUAUGCAGCAGACCUAUGACAUGUGGCUGAAGAAACACAAUCCUGGGAAGCCUGGAGAGGGGACACCGCUCACCUCACGAGAAGGAGAGAAACAGAUCCAGAUGCCCACUGACUACGCUGACAUCAUGAUGGGCUACCACUGCUGGCUCUGCGGGAAGAACAGCAACAGCAAGAAGCAGUGGCAGCAGCACAUCCAGUCGGAGAAGCACAAGGAGAAGGUCUUCACCUCGGACAGUGACUCCAGCUGCUGGAGCUACCGCUUCCCCAUGGGUGAAUUCCGGCUCUGCGAAAGGUUCCAGAAGAGCAAGGCCUGUCCCGACGGGGAGGAGUGCCGCUGCGCCCACGGCCAGGACGAGCUCAACGAGUGGUUAGACCGGAGGGAGGUGCUGAAGCAGAAACUGGCCAAGGCCCGCAAGGACAUGCUGCUCUGCCCCAGGGACGACGACUUUGGGAAAUACAACUUCCUAUUGCGGGACGGCGUAUAGUGAGCGAGGGCCCCGCGGGGGGAGCCUGGCGGCUGGAGGGGCGCGGGGCGGGUUUCCCGAGAGGGGCGGCAGCGGGACAGCGGCGCCCGUGUCUCCCAAAGACAACUCUUCAUUUGCUUUCCUUUUUAAGAUGAUGAGACGAUGAUUUAGUAGUGGGGAAUGAAAUCAUGAAUUUGAUUCUUCUUGGCCAGCGAACGCUACGCUCACCGAGUUUGGGAUCCGUCUUCUCUCUCUCUUCCUUCCCCCAAAUUCUCCUUCCUCUCCAUCUCUUUGUUUUCACUGUCCUCCAUUCAAAGGAAUUAAUCCAGCCUGUAUCGGGCUGAGAAUCGGAGAAUUCCUCCUCUUGUUGUGUUUGGAGUGUGACUGCAGAGGUCUGGAGGAUGAAGCUGAAGGAAAAGGGACAGACACCUGGUGAAAAGGUGACCGUGAAGUUCAUGUGCUCCUUUUCUCAGUGCUGCAGAGCAAGCCCCAGUUACAGCUUGCUCUCCUGGGAGUUCAGUACCAGAACAAUUCGAAAUUGAGGUGUAAAAGAAGGAAAACCUCUAGAUCUGGCUUUAAACAGCUAGGCUUAAGCUCCUGCUGUCUGUAUUGCCCUGAGGCAUCAACUGUUGCUGAGGAGAGCAUCAGCCAUCUGGUAUAAAGAGUGUAGCUAAAAGCAGCAAAGUAAUCAAACUGCUUGCAGCAGCAGAAGCUGGAUUAUUGGUGAGUUCAGACUGUUUCAGCAGACUGUACUCAGAAAGCAAACUCCUCAUUAGAUGUCUUUCUCAGCGUGCAACAGGUAGUCAGGGUGCGUAGCUUUGGUUUGGUAUUUUUUCGGCUGGUGUGACUGGUGCAAGUAAGACUGAAGCACCUUUGGAGCGUCUUUCUUAUGAGGAAAGGCAGCAGGAUCUGGGACUGUUCAGCCUGGAGGAGACUGAGAGGGUAUCUCAUUAAUACUUCCAAGUAUUUAAAAGGUGGAUGUCAAGAGGAUGUGGCAACACUUUUUUUCUGUAGUGUCCAGUGAUAAGACCAGGGGCAAUGGACAAAAGCUGGAACGCAAAAAGUUCAACUUAAGGAAAAACUCCUUUGCUGCUCAGGUGAAGGAGCCCUGGCACAGGCUGCCCAGAGAGGGUGUGAAGUCUCCUGCUCUGGAAGUUUCCAAACCCACAUGGACACGUUCCUGUGUGACCUGAUAGAGGUGAACCUGCUUUAGUAGGGGGUUGCACGGGAUGAUCUUUAGAGGUCCCUUCCAACCCCUGCCAUUCUGUGAUUCUGCCAUCUGGAAAGGUGUCAGUGGUGACUGCAACACACUGUGUCACUGCAGUUGGGCAGUAUCAGUCAGGGGGAAGGCUGGAGCCAGAAGGAGCCUGUGCUUCUAUGUUGCCUUGUGUCCUUAAGACAGGGAGGGAGGUACUGGGGUUCCCCUCUUGCUCUUUUAAGUGGUGUGUGCUGCUGGGUAUCCAGCGCUGUGUUUGUCACUGCAGCACCAGAAGGAGCAGUUGGGGGCAACAGGGGUAAUGCUGGAGCAGUGGUGAGUAGCAGGGGCAAUGCUGGCACGGUGGGGAGUAGCAGGGGCAAUGCUGGAGCGGUGGGGAGCAGCAGGAGCGAUGCUGUGCCACUGGGACCAUGGCCAGAAGGAAGGAAGGGCGCUCCCCAGCACCGUGGCUCAGCCCCUCCUCCACGGUGCCAGCCCCAGCACCGUAGCUGCCAGCGAGCCCAAGCUCUGGGCCAGGGCCUUGGGCUUCUGUAGCAGUAGAGGAAAGAGGCAGUUCUGUGCUCUGUGCCAGCUGUGCCCUUGCUGGCGAUCUCAUCCUGCAGGCACCGAGCUUUUGUCCUGUCCCCAGCUUCCCACUUCUCUCUUCUGCAGCCAAGCUGUGCUCUGCAGGUUUGCGUGCACAGAUGGCACCAUCCACUCAAACACAAACACAGCUCCCUCCCAGCCCCCCAUCCUAAGGGAUGCCUCUUUCAGGCGAGUCUCCCAGGACAGCAAGCUCAGAGCUGAAUGUGCCCCUGAGCUUGCUUCCACUCUUUUAAAAUGCGGUCACUGGUUUGGUAUGAGCAUCCCUUCCUGGCUGGUACAGCAGCUUGAGAUGUGGCCUGGAAGGGGCCAGGGCUGUAACACCUGAUGAUAUACAGGUAAGCACUGGGAGGAGAGAGGAAGGAGGUGUCAUUUCCAUCUCUGCCCACACGUGGGGAGAAGGACGAGAUGAGGAAGGAUCCGUAGCGCUGUGGGGGAAGAGAGUGACCAAGGCGGUAUCGCGGGUGGCAGUUAUUGAGCUGUACAGUCUCCUCUGCCCUCAGCUGUACCUGUCCACAUGGUACCUUAUCCUGGUUCUCCUUGUGCUCAACUGGUUAACUUUAUAAUAAAAAGGGGGAGGAGGUAGGCGUGAGCUCCUGACUUAUCUUCUGCUCCCUCUGGGCAGAGAUGCCGAGUGAUCCAUCUGCAUCGGGGAACAUUGGAAUGCGGGUUUCGUUUUUCCAACCAACCUCCAUCUCUGGCGUGACUGUAGCAUUCGCUUGCGCUGGGAUUUCUCACCCAGGAGCAUGUUUGGGUUAUGGAGCAGGUCGCUGUCCCCUCUCCCCGUCUCUGGGAUGAGCUUCAGAGGCUGGGACUGGGGCCGAGGUGGGGAGGAGGUGAGCGUGCGUGAGGUGAGGGAGGCCCACGGUCACGGGGGGGUGGCGGCGAGGAUCUCUUUUUGUUUUCCCUGAUAUGAUAACCUGGUCUGUGGUGUUGCAGUACUUUGUCACCAGACUUGUUUUAGUGUGUAUAUAUGUGACCCCUCCCAUGAAGCAUAUAUACACAGGUAUUAAAUAUAUCGCUCUAUAUAAUAUUAUAUGUGUGUGGUAUCGAAGGAAUCUUUUAAAUGAGGGUAAAGGAAAAGGACUCGGGCCAGGAAACGCAGUAUCUCCACAUUAAAUAUGAAGACUUUUAUUUGGGUUAAGGAAAGGGAAAAAAAAAACAAAGAGGGGAGGGUUUUAUAUAGAUAGGUAUAAACUUUGAGGCAGGACAGGCUUCUCUGUUCACGUUUUUGAAACCCCCUAGGAUGUCCUUGCAGUCCCAUCUUGGCGAAAGAGUAUUAUACUGCUAAUUAGCGAGUAAAGUUUUAAUGGUGAGGCUUUGCUUAUAUUAUUUAAAGAGAUUAAAGAGGCAGGAAGCUUCACACUUGACUUGCCAGGCUUGCUUUAUCAAGCCAAGAGGGAUUUUUCCCUUCAGCACGUUUCCACGUCCUUUGAGCAGAAGCGCUCAGCGACAGAUAAACCGUGAAGUGUGGGGCUGCCUCAGUGGGGCACCCACAAGACCUUCUGGUAACUCUUUGUUCAUAUGGGAGAGGAGGGGAAGAAAAAUUUGCAGCACAGGGUUGUCAUUGAAAAGUGUUUUGUAACCUUAGAAGCAAACCUUGUAUCCUGUGCAAUCACCACCCAGAGCAGAGGCCGUUAUUGACAUCAACUUGUUAAAUGCUGAAGGGCUUAGUGAAAAUACUCCUUUCUAAAUCCUUCGGUGUAGGGACAGGGAUUUAAGUGGCGCUGGUGUUGGAGUUAACCUGACCUUUUACAGGGGGAAGUAAAAAGACCAAAAAAUACCCUACUUAGCUUGUGUGAAACCGUAUGUCAAAACCGGAUGGGUUUUAGCAAGUGAAAGGAAAAGGUAGCAAAGGGGAUGCUGCAGUUCUGAGCUGGGUAGUUAUGAUUAUGAGUCCUUUAAUAUGUCUUUGUAUUAAUAUAAUUUAAGAAUACCACGCUUUACUAUUAAAAAAACAAAGAACUUAGUAUCUUUCAUAAGGUCUAGUAUCAGGAUAAUAAUGUAGAUGUUUUAACAACAUUUUUGUUUCUGUUCUUAAAUAAUAAUGAUAAUAAAAAAGAAACGGACGACAAACCAAACUUGCUUCUUUUAGCCUUUGUAAUAGAAAAUAAAAGUGUGCACUUUAAACCCUCUCCUGA